GGAGCGUGUUUUUUAAUCACCAUGGUGGGAACCGCUUUGUAGCAGCCCGAAGCCGGGCCAGGUUGGCCCGCUCUCUGCCCUUGUGACCAGGAAGAGCGUUUAGGGCGCUCAAGCCCGGGCGGCCGGACACAGCGAACUGCUUUGUGGCCUGUUUGAUUCUUAGCAAAAGUUCACCUGCCCAAGUCAGUAGUGAAAAUGCAUAUUAAGUCAAUCGUUCUUGAAGGAUUCAAGUCCUAUGCCCAGAGGACUGAAGUCAAUGGUUUUGAUCCCCUCUUCAAUGCUAUCACUGGUUUAAAUGGCAGUGGGAAAUCCAACAUAUUGGACUCCAUCUGCUUUUUGCUGGGCAUCUCCAACCUGUCUCAGGUUCGGGCUUCUAAUUUACAAGAUUUAGUUUACAAAAAUGGUCAGGCUGGUAUUACAAAAGCCUCGGUAUCAAUCACCUUUGACAAUUCUGACAAAAAGCAAAGUCCUUUAGGAUUUGAAGUUCAUGAUGAAAUUACAGUAACAAGGCAGGUGGUUAUUGGUGGCAGAAAUAAAUAUUUAAUCAACGGAGUAAAUGCAAACAAUACCAGAGUACAGGAUCUCUUUUGUUCUGUUGGCCUUAAUGUUAACAACCCUCACUUUCUCAUCAUGCAGGGCCGAAUCACAAAAGUAUUGAACAUGAAACCUCCAGAGAUUUUGUCCAUGAUAGAAGAAGCAGCUGGAACCAGGAUGUAUGAAUACAAAAAAAUAGCUGCCCAGAAAACUAUAGAAAAAAAGGAGGCUAAGCUGAAAGAAAUUAAGACGAUACUUGAAGAAGAAAUUACUCCAACCAUUCAAAAAUUAAAAGAGGAAAGAUCUUCCUACUUGGAGUAUCAAAAAGUAAUGAGGGAGAUAGAACAUUUGAGUCGUUUAUAUAUUGCUUAUCAAUUUUUGCUGGCUGAAGAUACCAAAGAACGCUCAGCUGAGGAGUUAAAAGAAAUGCAAGAUAAAGUUCAAAAGCUUCAAGAGGAAUUGUCUGAGAAUGAUAAAAAAAUAAAAGCACUUAAUCAUGAAAUUGAAGAGUUGGAAAAAAGAAAAGAUAAGGAAAUUGGAGGUAUACUCCGAUCCUUAGAAGAUGCUCUUGCAGAAGCUCAACGUGUUAAUACUAAAUCUCAAAGUGCCUUUGAUCUCAAGAAGAAAAAUCUGACAAGUGAAGAGAACAAACGCAAAGAGCUGGAAAAAAAUAUGAUUGAGGAUUCUAAAACUUUAGAAGCAAAGGAAAAAGAGGUUAAAAAGAUAACAGAUGGGCUGAACACCCUCCAAGAAGCAAGUAAUAAAGAUGCCGAAGCUUUGGCUGCAGCACAGCAGCACUUCAAUGCUGUUUCCGCUGGCCUGUCCAGUAAUGAGGAUGGAGCAGAAGCAACUCUUGCUGGUCAAAUGAUGGCUUGUAAAAAUGACAUAAGUAAAGCUCAGACGGAAGCCAAACAGGCUCAGAUGAAGUUGAAACAUGCCCAACAAGAAUUAAAGACUAAACAAGCUGAAGUUAAGAAGAUGGAUAGUGGCUACAGGAAGGAUCAAGAAGCUUUAGAGGCCGUGAAGAAACUUAAAGAAAAACUUGAAGCCGAAAUGAAAAAGCUAAAUUAUGAAGAAAACAAGGAGGAAAGCCUUCUGGAAAAGCGAAGGCAGUUAUCACGUGAUAUCAGUAGAUUGAAAGAAACAUAUGAAGCUCUCUUGGCCAGAUUUCCCAAUCUUCAAUUUGCUUACAGAGAUCCAGAAAAGAACUGGAAUAGAAAUUGUGUGAAAGGACUUGUAGCUUCUUUGAUUAGUGUGAAAGAUACUUCUGCAACCACAGCUUUAGAAUUGGUGGCUGGGGAACGACUCUACAAUGUUGUAGUAGAUACAGAGGUUACUGGAAAAAAGCUACUAGAAAAGGGGGAAUUGAAGCGUCGAUACACUAUAAUUCCACUCAACAAAAUUUCAGCCACAUGUAUUGCUCCAGAAACUCUGAGGAUUGCUCAGAAUCUUGUUGGCCCUAACAACGUUCAUGUGGCUCUUUCCCUCGUUGAAUACAAACCAGAACUUCAGAAAGCAAUGGAAUUUGUCUUUGGAACAACUUUUGUUUGUGACAAUAUGGACAAUGCAAAAAAGGUAGCCUUUGAUAGAAGGAUAAUGACUAGAACUGUAACUCGAGGAGGUGAGGUAUUUGAUCCUCAUGGGACAUUGAGUGGAGGUGCUCGAUCCCAGGCGGCUUCUAUUUUAACCAAAUUUCAAGAGCUCAAAGAUGUUCAAGAUAAGCUGAGAAUCAAGGAGAAUGAGCUACGGGCCCUAGAAGAGGAAUUAGCUGGUCUUAAAAACACUGCUGAAAAGUAUCACCAACUAAAACAGCAGUGGGAGAUGAAAAGUGAGGAGGCGGAUUUAUUACAAACCAAGCUCCAGCAAAGCUCAUAUCACAAGCAACAAGAAGAAUUAGAUGCUCUUAAAAAAACUAUUGAGGAAAGUGAGGAGACCUUAAAAAACACCAAAGAAAUUCAAAAAAAAGCAGAAGAAAAGUAUGACGUAUUAGAGAAUAAAAUGAAAAAUGCAGAAGCUGAAAGAGAAAAAGAACUGAAGGAUGCUCAGAAAAAACUUGAUUGUGCCAAAACAAAAGCAGAUGCUUCCAGCAAGAAAAUGAAAGAAAAACAACAGGAGGUUGAAGCUAUCACUCUGGAGCUGGAAGAGCUCAAGAGAGAGCAUGCAUCCUGUGAACAACAGCUUGAAGCUGUAAAUGAAGCUAUCAAAUCCUAUGAAGGUCAGAUAGAAGUAAUGGCCAUUGAGGUGGCUAAAAAUAAGGAGUCAUUAAAUAAAGCUCAAGAAGAGAUGACCAAGCAAAAAGAAGUGAUAACAGCCCAAGACAAUGUAAUUAAAGCUAAAUAUGCAGAAAUGGUGAAGCAUAAGGAACAAAACAAUGACUCUCAACUUAAAAUUAAGGAACUGGACCACAACAUCAGCAAACAUAAGCGGGAAGCUGAAGACGCUGCUGCAAAGGUAUCCAAAAUGUUGAAAGAUUAUGACUGGAUUAAUGCGGAGAAACACCUCUUUGGGCUACCCAAUAGUGCCUAUGAUUUCAAGACUAACAACCCAAAAGAAGCUGGUCAGAGACUUCAGAAGUUGCAAGAAAUGAAGGAAAAACUAGGAAGAAAUGUCAACAUGCGAGCUAUGAAUGUACUGACAGAAGCGGAAGAGCGGUACAAUGAUUUGAUGAAGAAGAAGAGAAUUGUAGAAAAUGACAAAUCCAAAAUACUUGCAACUAUAGAAGACCUUGACCAGAAGAAAAACCAAGCCCUAAAUAUCGCUUGGCAAAAGGUAAACAAGGACUUUGGGUCUAUUUUUUCCACUCUUUUGCCUGGUGCUAAUGCUAUGCUUGCACCACCAGAGGGGCAAACUGUAUUGGAUGGUCUGGAGUUCAAGGUUGCCUUAGGAAAUACUUGGAAAGAAAAUCUAACUGAACUUAGUGGUGGUCAGAGGUCUUUAGUGGCUUUGUCAUUAAUAUUGUCCAUGCUCCUCUUCAAACCUGCUCCAAUUUACAUCCUGGAUGAGGUUGAUGCAGCCUUGGAUCUUUCUCACACCCAGAAUAUUGGACAGAUGCUACGUACUCAUUUCACACAUUCUCAGUUCAUUGUGGUGUCCCUAAAGGAAGGUAUGUUCAACAAUGCAAACGUCCUCUUCAAAACCAAGUUUGUGGAUGGUGUUUCUACAGUAGCCAGAUUUACUCAAUGUCAGAAUGGAAAAGUUCCAAAGGAAACCAAGUCCAAAGCAAAAGGACCUAAAUGAACACAUUUGGAAGUUAGAAGUAUGAAUUUACGCCUUCACCUGAUUUUUAAACAUAAACUUUUUAAGAACUUGGGAUUUAUCUAAUUUGUUUAUAUAAAGAUUUAAUGUUAUUUUUGUAACUUAAUUCAUAUUUUCUCUUCCCUUAUAUAAUCACUUACAAAUGAGCAUGAUUCUGCUUUUCUUGAUUAGUGUAACUAUAGCCCAAUUACUGUGAUUGUGAUUUUAUGCAUGUCCUCAAUUAUUUUUCUUACACAAGUCAUAUAUUAGGCAGCCUGAGAUACCUGUUGGGUGGGAAAUUCUGUUUGUAAAAGAAAACUACAAAGAGAAACAGGUGAAAUUAGAUUAUAAGAUAAAUAUAGCUGAUAAUCAGCUUUUAGUUUAAUUCCUAAGAUGAUAUGUGUUUUCUAUUGCUAAUGAAGUCAUUUAGGUAAGGAAGAAUUAAAAAGCAAAUAGCUGGACCAACAAAGGGAGCACAGAGGAAGGUAUUAGGCAGGUUCUUGAGCUAUUUGUGGUUAGUUCCUUGAGAACACAAUACUAGAUCCCUGAUUUAGACUCCAAUGACUGAAAUCUUUCAAGAUCUGUGUAACAUUUUAUGAUGUUUGGAUAUCAUGUUUCUGUUUACUCAGUAAUUGAUCUGUGCAUUCAUACUUUUUUUAAAAAACAAUCUUUAUAAAUAUUUCAGUAGAAGCUUAGGAAAAAGAUGUGCUGCAUGCUGCUCUAUGGGGCAAAUUUCAGAGCUUUUUGUCAGCCUUUCCCAAUCCAGUCAGUAACAAUCUAUUAGAUCCAUCUGAUCUACCAAAAGAAUUCCAAAUUUGAAGAUUGUUGUGUUUCUUAGUGUCUUCUACUUUCCAGUUCAAAAGAAUGGUGUUUCUCCAAAAACACAAAAGAUUGUGUUAACCGUAGAAUAAAAUAGUUUUUAGUGUCUAUAGGUAUAUCACCUGUGUCUCCAAACUCUGAAUCUUGAAGCUCUGACAUGGUCUGAUCUUUGAUAUGUUAUUUUGAUCCCACAUCCCUUCUUCAUGCUCAGUUGUAGUUCCUUUGUGUUAUCCUUUCCUUGGCCCUGGAUUUAACAUUUCUCAUUCUUCAUCCUCAUGCAUAUGUGAGGAUGUCAGAUUAUGCCCAGGUAAAUGAUAUUAUGGGACACAUUGGAAUUAGUUCUGACUAUUGUGGGAGACUAGGGAGACAAAGCUGUAAGUGCUGAGUUAUAGGAAGCCCAAUAUCACAGAACAAACAUAAGAAGAUUUUUAUUUUCUUUCAAUGUAUAGCAACUUGUUUGCCCAAAACAGUUUACACUGUCACCAGUAUAGUAUACCUGUUGACCACAACCUAGUCAGCACGGCUAUUAAUUUUAUUUCUUGUGAUUUACUAGUUAUAAAAUGGUACUUGGUUGCUGUUUUAACUAGCAUUGUAUAAAUAAACCUGUGGGGUUGAAUAUUUUGCCAUAUGCACUAAUUUUCUUUCCUCUGCUACAAAUUUUCUACUUGUUUGCUUUCCUAAUUUUUGUCUUAUAUAUAAUUUGCUCUUUGAUCAAAAUCCUUGAACAUUAAAUUUUUGUGAAUAAUGUUGUUAUUCUUUGAUUAGAGGGAACACAUUAAGUGGGAUGGGGACACAAUUUCACACAUCCACAAUAAUAUAAGUAACUGACAUUUAUUGGGCUCUUUUUAUACAUCAGACACUAUUCUCACAUGCACAUAUUUUCACAUUUAAUCCAUUACUAACCAGUGAGGUAAGUACUAUUGUUUUCAGCAUUAUAUAAUUGAGGAAAUUAAAUUGAGCAGAGAAGUUAAGACACUUGCCCAUAGUGAUAGUACAGUUUAGUGGCAGAGCAAGAUACACAUUUUGGCAGUUGGUCUCCAGAACCCAUGAUAUACUACCUCUAAGAUAGCUUGAAAUUUGUAUGUAUUGUACAUAAUACAUUUAAGAGAUACUUAGAUGAGCAGUAUGUACAACAUGUGAAAAUUUUCUGUAGGAAGAAC
This is a messenger RNA of Molossus molossus (Pallas's mastiff bat), 5747 nucleotides long. RefSeq names its product structural maintenance of chromosomes 2 (gene SMC2). The transcript is spliced from 25 exons. Bases 196 to 3771 code for a protein of 1191 amino acids. Gene Ontology annotation, biological process: chromosome organization. Gene Ontology annotation, cellular component: chromosome. Lineage: Eukaryota; Metazoa; Chordata; Mammalia; Chiroptera; Molossidae. Gene Ontology annotation, molecular function: ATP hydrolysis activity; protein binding; ATP binding. The record is from RefSeq and is a predicted model, not a curated record.